GUCGUCGCAAGGUCGACCUGAGGCCGGCUCUAGGGUUCAGUUUAUUAUUUUCGUCGUCAAUCCCGGGGCGUCGUCUGCUAGAAAAAUACGCAUCAACGUCUGCAGGAAGCCGUCCACGAAAAAACCCCGAUAAAUGCCGCUUAAAUGACGGAGAGGUGAACAGACGUGCCUUCACGAACUUAAGAGGGGGUUGUUUUGCCUUAUAACCCAAGACGACCUGUUUCUGGGUCAUUGUGCUGUGAUAUUCAUACUGAAAUAAUUAUUUUCUCUAUAUAAUCAGUCAUAAAGCAAAUAGAAUCAGAUCGUAUGGCAAACUGAACUUUGAAUUAUACCAUGACCCGUUUAAAACUGCACGUGAUAUCAGGGGCUAAAAGGGUGCACUGGUACCCGAUAGACUGACAUGUCAGUACGUACAAGACGAACGGAUAGGCGUCUGGUCGCGGUUACCAGCCGAGAGGAGGAUAACAAUGCGCGAAAGAAUCUGGACUGUGGUCAUCUAGGCUGUGGUCAUAAAAAAACAUCGGUGAGCCGUCUGACCAGUGCACAUCUAUAGUUGCCGGAGACGAAUAACUCCGCUAUUUCCAACUUUCCACCUGCUUCUUUUCCACCUGCCGAGCAGUCUCCUCAAAUCGCCAUGGCAACGCAAAAGCGAGUCCUUCUGUGGAGCGUGCCGCGAUCUCUCUCCACCGUUCUCAUGAGGGCGCUGUCACGUCUCCCCGAUUCGCUGAUCAUCCACGAGUAUCUGCUGUUAUCAGGUUUGAACGAGGUGGGCCUGCGGGACUGUCCCGACGACUGGAAAUCAGACUUGCCCGACAUGGACACAGAACAAGGCUUCGAUAUCAAGUCAUGGAAGGAGAUGUACGAGCAGCCGUACCCUGGAAAAUCCUUCAUUCUUGGCAAAGAAAUGAGCGACGGGCUGGGAGGACGGAUGGAGAUGAUACCCGAAGGCUACACCCACGUCUUCCUGAUGCGCCACCCUUUGAAAUCAGUCACUUCUCUUGACAAAUCACUCUCGUAUUUCCCAGAUGAUGUAAGAUUUUCCAUGGUGAAGCCCAACAAUUUCAAAGCUUUGGCUGGUGUGUAUGACUAUGUCACCACCACUCUCGGCCAGCCAGCGCCCGUGGUCUUAGACGCCGACGACCUGCUUGCAAAGCCCGGGGAGGCCUUGCGCCUGCUCUGCGAAGCCACUGGGAUGCCUUUCAGCCAAGACCUACUCCGAUGGGAUCAGAUGAAAGACGAGCCACCCGCCAACUGGUUAAUGCCAAAGUUCAUGUGGAGCAACAACAAGGAGGUCAGGCUCUUCAGUGCUGCCUUUGAGAGCACCUGCUUCCACUCCAACCAGGCAACCUCGGGAGCGGCAAAGGAGAAAGACGCCAUUAAACCAGAACUCCAACAACUGAUCCAAGAUGCUUUGCCGUAUUACAACUACCUGUACGAACAUCGCUUAAUUAUCACAGGCUAGGAGAGAAAAAAAUGUUGAAAAAUUUCUGGGGAACAAAUUUGAAAAUUGGCUUCAUAUUGACAAAAUCAUUUCUUUUGUUUGUGUAAGGGCCUGUAUGAAUACUGCUUAUGCGUUAAACUGCGGAGCCAACAACGAAAUACGGGGUACCGAAAAAAACAAUCAGCGAUCAAAUCGGCAAAUGUUUGCUAGUUUAAUUAAAAUGCAUUAAUUUUUAUUUGGCGACUUGAGACAUAUUUGACGUUCAGGAUAGACACACAAAAUGAACGCCUAUAUUAAUUGGCGUGUAAAGGCUUUAUUUUGUCAAUAUUAUUUUUGUGUCAUUAACUGUGUCGGAGGGACAUUUCUUGUCGCAACACGCUAUGUUGUGACAGUGAAUAUUCAUUUUAUACAUGGCGCCCUCUCGCCGCUUAAGAAACUAAAUUUAAAAGACACCUGUGUUCAAUUAUACAAUGACCUAUUGAACUUUUUAAUAAAUAUUAUCUUGCCUUUUAGGGCAUCCGUUUACAUUUCUAUGGUUCUCAUAUUUUGUUUGCCUCUGUAGAAGAGUCGGUAGCUCAAAAAGAAAAGGGGGGAAUGUAGUUGCACCCGUAUAGAUGCUAAAUUAAAUUAUGCCCAGUGCGUAUUAUUAUGCACUGUAGUUUUGUUUAUUGCAAUGAGAUUGUCGUGAGUUUAUCACUGAAUAAAAUAAUAAGAUGUAGUCGACUAUCUGCAUCAAGCAGGACGCUAACAUUCUGGCCGUAGUCACGUUGGUAGCCAUGGCAUACCAGUGACACCUAGCCUAAUAGGAUGAGCGACAACAUCCUCCCAUCUUCUGGGAUGCUGUUUAUUAGCCUUUACUUCACGUGAAAGGAACGCCGCUAUAACGAACUAUCCACACAAAUUGUUCGUAAUAGCGAUCGUUCGGUAUAGUGAUUUUAAGGUGGCGAUGCUCCAGUACUCACUUAUCAAUAAACAGUGCCCUUCAGAACUUCACCAUGCACGCAUCACCCCAGUACAUGUGUUACUGAAAGACGACUCUGAACUCAUGCCGACUAUUCAAUUAUGUAAUUACA
Patiria miniata (bat star) is the source of this 2514-nucleotide messenger RNA. Its product is annotated as branched-chain-amino-acid aminotransferase-like protein 2. The transcript is spliced from 2 exons. The coding region runs from base 635 to 1462 and encodes 275 amino acids. NCBI's taxonomy places the organism in Eukaryota, Metazoa, Echinodermata, Asteroidea, Valvatida, Asterinidae. The record is from RefSeq and is a predicted model, not a curated record.